Molecule: messenger RNA, 2604 nt
Organism: Equus caballus (horse)
Lineage: Eukaryota; Metazoa; Chordata; Mammalia; Perissodactyla; Equidae
Gene: SFTPB
Product: surfactant protein B
Biological process (GO): sphingolipid metabolic process
Cellular component (GO): lysosome; multivesicular body; alveolar lamellar body
Source: RefSeq, a predicted model, not a curated record
GCAGGAGUGCUGGGAAGAGCUGGGGCUCAAAGUCCCUGGAGGGUCCUUCAGGGAAAGGCAAACACUGGGUCCUGCUGCUCCCAUGGAGCCCUGGCCCCGCCCCCAGCUAUAAGGGCCCCGGGCCCAGGCAGGGUGUCCAGGCUGUGGAGGCGUCAUGGCCAAGUCACACCUGCUGCUGUGGCUGCUGCUGCUCCCCACACUCUGUGGCCCAGGCUCUGCUGUCUGGACAACCUCAUCGCUGGCCUGUGCCCAGGGCCCUGAGUUCUGGUGCCAAAGCCUGGAGCAAGCAUUGCAGUGCAAAGCCCUGGGGCACUGCCUACAGGAAGUCUGGGGACACGCAGGACCAGAUGAUCUGUGCCAGGAAUGUGAAGACAUUGUCCGCAUCCUCACCAAUAUGACCAAGGAGGCCAUUUUCCAGGACACGAUGCGGAAGUUCCUGGAGCGUGAGUGUGACGUCCUCCCCUUGAAGCUGCUCGUGCCCCAGUGCCACCACAUGCUGGAUGUCUACUUCCCAGUGGUCAUCGACUACUUCCAGAGCCAGAUUAACCCGAGGGCCAUCUGCAAGUACCUGGGCCUGUGCAAACUUGAGCGUCCAGAGCCAGGGCUGGAGCCAGAGGGAUUGAACCCUCUGCUGGACAAGCUGGUCCUCCCCGAGCUGCCUGGAGAGAUACCUGGGCCUCAGACACUGGAUCUCUCUGAGCAGCGGUUUCCCAUCCCCCUCCCCUUCUGCUGGCUCUGCAGGACUCUGAUCAAGCGGGUCCAAGCUAUGAUUCCCAAGGGUGUGCUGGCCGUGGCUGUGGCCCAGGUGUGUCACGUGGUACCCCUGGUGGUGGGUGGCAUCUGCCAGUGCCUGGCCGAGCGCUACACUGUCAUCCUUCUGGACGCACUGCUGGGCCGCUUUGUGCCCCAGCUGGUCUGCGGCCUCGUCCUCAGGUGCUCCAGCGAGGAUGGCACUGGCCCAGCCCUCACCGCUCUAGGGUCCCUGCCGGGAAAAUGGCUAUCACAAGACUCCAAGUGCCAGCUCUGCCUGUUUGUGACCACCCAGGCAAGAAACAGCAGCACGCAGGCCAUGCCACAGGCAAUGCGCCAGGCCUGCCUCGGCUCCUGGCUGGACAGGCAAAAGUGUGAGCAAUUUUUGGAGCAGCACAUGCCACAGCUGCAGACCCUGGCAUCCAGGGGCUGGGCUGCCCAUGCCACCUGCCAGGCCCUGGGGGUGUGUGCAACCACGUUCAGUCCUCUCCAGUGUGUCGGCAGCCCCCACUUCUGAUGAGAACUCAAAGCUGUACCAGGGCUCCCGGCACCAGGAAGACCUGAGCCUUUCAUCCCUGUUGAAACAGGAAGAGCAGUGGCUUGGCACGAGGGGCCUGGGCUCUGGUCCCAACUCUGCCAUCAAUUGACCACGGGUCCCCAGCCAAGAGAUGCCACCACCUCUCUGGCCCUCAUUCUCCUCAGCAGCAAAGAGGUUACCAAGUGAAGCGGUCUCCAGGACUCGAGCUCUCCCACAUGACAAAGCUCCUCCUCACGUUCCCUGCCCCCACUGAAAAGAAGCCUUCACUGCUAUGCUCACCGUCCCCACCUCCUUUCCUCAAAAGGACCUUAAGCUGGUGGGCCACGAACCCACAGCUUGUGCUCUCAGGCCAGUGUCUGUCUUGUCUGUGCUAUCUCUAACCACAGCCUGAAACCACAGUCACUUCCGUCCUCUCCGGGUGUAGGGCAGCGUCUUCUGGAGGAGGUCUGCCAGAGGUGGGGCUUCCAGCUUGGGCCAGCUUCACAGUGGACCGGAGCCAGCCCAGCUCCACAGCCCCUCAGGGUUGGGCCGAGGGGAAUUUGGCCACCCGAGCCCAGGAGGACAGCAGGGCAGACGGUGGCCCUGCCUCACUCCCAUCUCCAUGUGCACAAGAUACUAGCUUUUACAAUUGUUUUGCUAACACUUUCACAAAAUUUAAAAUUCAGAAGAAUAAAAAAAUGGGAACGUAAGUUACCAUGAAAGCUAAGCGUAUGAAAUCCUUAAACUUAUUUAAAAAAUCAGGAAAUCCCUGGCGUGGUCAAGAGAGGACAUGGCAGUGUUCAGGCAUGGUGGGAAGGUGGUCGGGCAAAUUUUCAUAUCUGAAAUCUGCUGCUGCUGAAGAGCUGUCACUUUUAAGAUGUAAAAAGGGGUUUUCCUUUUUUAUGUCUUUCUAAGGUGAACUUCCAACUUUUGUUAGAAAUUGCAGGGUGAUUCAAUUUCUGCUAUGAUUUAUCUCCUCAAAGCUCAGUUGGGGCUGUGCAUGCUCUGAAUCAGUUCCUAUGUAAUGCAAUGCCUAUAAUAAUGCUAAUAAAGUCCUAUUUCCUUGUACUAAAAAGAAAAAGACACUGUCCUUUAAGAUGCUGCAGCAGCUGCAGCCUCACUCUGAAGGGAGCCACUGGGAGCCCACCUCACUCUCCCCUUUGACGGAGAAGCAGACGCCCACAUCGCCUCUCCCUCUUACAAGUGCCUCCAGCGCGGCCCCCACCUGUUACCUUCCCCUCUCCCGAAGAGUCCACUCACUGUGACAAGGUGAGGUUGUCAGGGUACAAAAAAUCAAAACAUACCAAAAAACAGAUAAAGAAUCCUUUAGCAUUAAA